Molecule: messenger RNA, 1362 nt
Organism: Manis pentadactyla (Chinese pangolin)
Lineage: Eukaryota; Metazoa; Chordata; Mammalia; Pholidota; Manidae
Gene: STUB1
Product: STIP1 homology and U-box containing protein 1
Exons: 6
Coding region: 126-1124 (332 amino acids)
Biological process (GO): protein polyubiquitination; cellular response to misfolded protein; positive regulation of proteolysis
Cellular component (GO): cytoplasm; Z disc
Molecular function (GO): ubiquitin protein ligase activity; protein-folding chaperone binding
Source: RefSeq, a predicted model, not a curated record
CGGCCGGAAGUUCCGGUGGCAGAGCGCUGGACCGGGCCCGGGCGGAUCGAGGGCUCGGGCUGCGGGCGCAGGGCGGGCCGGGCGCGGAGCCUGGGAGCGGAGCCCGGGCCGUGCCGCGCGGCGCCAUGAAGGGCAAGGAGGAGAAGGAGGGCGGCGUGCGGCUGGGCGCCGGCGGUGGAAGCCCCGAGAAGAGCCCGAGCGCGCAGGAGCUCAAGGAGCAGGGCAACCGGCUCUUUGUAGGCCGCAAGUACCCGGAGGCAGCGGCCUGCUACGGCCGCGCCAUCACCCGGAAUCCUCUGGUGGCAGUGUAUUACACCAACCGGGCAUUGUGCUACCUGAAGAUGCAGCAGCACGAGCAGGCCCUGGCCGACUGCCGGCGCGCCCUGGAGCUGGAUGGGCAGUCUGUGAAGGCACACUUCUUCCUGGGGCAAUGCCAGCUGGAGAUGGAGAGCUACGAUGAGGCCAUCGCCAACCUGCAGCGAGCCUACAACCUAGCCAAGGAGCAGCGGCUUAACUUUGGGGACGACAUCCCCAGCGCCCUGCGUAUGGCCAAGAAGAAACGCUGGAACAGCAUGGAGGAGCGGCGCAUCCGCCAGGAGAACGCUCUGCAUGCACACCUCACACGGCUCAUUGUGGCUGAGCGGGAAAGCUCCUGGUCGGCCCCCAGGGAGCUGGAAGAAUGUCAGCGGAACCAUGAGGGUGAUGAGGACGAUGGCCACAUCCGGGCCCAGCAGGCCUGCAUCGAGGCCAAGCACGAUAAGUACUUGGCAGAUAUGGAUGAGCUCUUCUCACAGGUGGAUGAGAAAAGGAAGAAGCGAGACAUCCCUGACUACCUGUGUGGCAAGAUCAGUUUUGAGCUGAUGCGGGAGCCGUGCAUCACGCCCAGUGGCAUUACCUACGAUCGCAAGGACAUUGAGGAGCACCUACAGGUGAGGCUCACAGGCAGUGGGAACAGGGCCCAUACCCUCGAGCGCCUUCUGACCCUACUGUCACUGCAGCGUGUAGGCCACUUCGACCCUGUGACCCGGAGCCCCCUGACCCAGGAGCAGCUCAUCCCCAACCUGGCCAUGAAAGAGGUCAUCGAUGCGUUCAUCUCCGAGAAUGGCUGGGUGGAGGACUACUAAGGCAGGGCGAGUGAGGGUUGCCAGCCCACCUUGCCCAGUACCCUGGGAUGGUAGCCCCCGGCCCCUGGACAUAGUUUGUGUUCCUGGUUCCCUGCUCCCCGCCACCCCUGUGUCCUCACCCCACCCCCAUUAGUUCUGCUCUCUGUCCCCCUUCUGGGCCGGAAACAGCAGGUGAGGGUGGUCAGGGCUGAUGCGGCCGCCGCCACCACUGUCCCUGUAAUAAAAUGUGUGAGCGCUA